Messenger RNA from Darwinula stevensoni, 1284 nucleotides. NCBI's taxonomy places the organism in Eukaryota, Metazoa, Arthropoda, Ostracoda, Podocopida, Darwinulidae. The record is from the annotation of a GenBank genome assembly.
AUGUACAGUUCCGAUCAGGAGGAACAAGCUCGAGAGACUUCGAGAACAUGCAGUCCGAUAGACGAAGAAAUUCGACUUCCGAAACGUCCCCGAAAAGAUAUUGAGAAAAAAAGGCCCAUCACGCCUGGAUUAUCUGCUCAUUCGUAUGCUGAAGGGGAAUCAGAACCACAAAUCUCGGAAGGAGACGGAGACGACGGCCAACAUCCCCGGAUGAAGGUCGUUGGACCCAGCACAUAUCCCCAGUCUCCUACUGCCAAUGGAACCGAUGAUGGGCUGUGGAGUGCAUACAGGAAAUUAAGUCUGGAGUUCAGCUUUGCAAGAAUGAUGGACUAUUUGAAAACGUUCAAGUGCAAUGUGGAUGCCUCUAACUUGGUGUUUAAAGGAAUUCAGAGAUCUGUUGCCGUCCCCAGGAGUCGAAUCACCGGGAGCAACAAGAUCACUUCUGCAAUAACGGAAGUCACGCCUAUCCUUGAGGCGAAUCCGGAGUCGAGCAUGAGACAAACCUGUAGGAAAGGGAUUAGAGCAAGAGAAGACUCCGAUUAUAGAAUAAAGAAGAGGAAGGUAUCUGCUACUUCUUGGAGUCGAGCAAGUCUUGAAUCCUGUUAUCGCGGGAAUCAUGAGAUUAAUUUUUCUCUUCUCGAGCUGAGUGCUUCUGCUGCAAGGUCAUUCUCCACAGAUAAGAAAAACCUCCUGAAGGAAAAACUGACCGCAGAAGGUGAAGACAAAAGGUGCCAACUACCCAUCGUCGUGGCUUCCAGUCCAAGUUCAAAUUCCUUCAAUGUCGGGUAUCUGGAGAAAUAUGAAGAACUUCGAGAAACCAGGGAAAAUGAAUCUGAAAUCCACGCAGCUUAUGGUGAGAUCCUGAAAGAUUGCCAGUAUGGAGGAGGAAGAAGUUUUGCACAGGUUUUCGCAACAAGUGACGAGUCCUUGAAGUCGUUCAUGGGAAUGAGGAAGCCCGAGGAAGCAGAUGAAUGGACGAGUUUUGUGAAGCUGUGUAUAUCUCGCCAAGCCAUUCAGAGGGGAAAAGAUUAUCCAGAAACCGGAAAAGAAGAACUUCCUCUUCACUUGAAGCUGGUCACUCUUAUAGAUUUGAAGUUGGAGUCAGAGGAAGGUGGUGAUGAUUCGCAACGAUACAUGAAGGAAGACUCUUCGAACCUUGCCAUCCUCAUGCUGGCUGUCGUAAGCCCCUGCCGCGGCAUCGGGGAAUCGAAGCCGCACUGCCUCCCGGGUGAUCGAGGGAAAUAUUAUCUUCCCGUGAAGGCGCCUCUGAAAGACGAGUUGUAG